CGCGAACUCAACUGAUCGCAGUGCAUCGUAGCCCGCAGUCGGGCCGUGUAGUCCCGGAUGUCAAUAGACCAUAUUUUAUUCUGAUUACGUUUCAUGUGAAGUGUUUUUCAUUUGUUUUUCCACUGGUACCAGAUUUUCAAUUCGUUAUUUUUUUUCUCAAAUUAUAUUUUGGUGUAAUUGAAAUAUAAGGACUUACGUGCAUGCAAAUGUUAUCGUCUCUUCUCCGUUAUGAAGGAACACCGAACUAAAGGACUUAGGGUCACAACUACUGAAAGCAUAAUUAGUAACAAAAAUGACACUAUGACCGAGGGUGCCGAAGGUUGCAGCGACGAUCCGCUGGCUUCAUUACAGUUAGACGUCGCUUCCGGUGGUCCGUCGUCAGAAAGCCAACAGCCCGAGAGUCAGGCGGAAGUGUCUACAUUGUGUAUAUCGUCGGCGGACAAUGAUAUCGACAAAAUAAUCGCCGGCGAAUGGCAUGGAGGAGAAUGCAAAACAGGUUGUUGCAGCAGGUGUGCGUUCAGAGAAUGGAGGCUGGUCGGUGAUAAGUUGCAGUUAUUCUGUUUCAAAGACUACGAUGCGUUGAUAGCAACUCGUCCAGCGAUAGCUAACAUACAGUUUUGCUUCCGGUUCAAGUCCAGUCCGAAAUGUUUGAAGCAUCCGAAUGUGCCGAACGCCAAUUGUUUCAUAUUUUUCGACAUCGUCUCGGGUGAUAUCCACAAAAAUUGGAUGCAAGUGGUGCGCCGGUUGAAAGAAACGUCGGCCAAUGCAACGGUCGCACAGCUGCGUCGUUGGUCGCGGGCCGUGGACGAAAACGGCAACACUGCUUUAAUAUUGGGUGCCAAGCGGCUAAUGAACUGCGGAUUGUUUAAACGCGCGUAUCAGUUCGCAGUGAUGAUGCUGAAAUUCGGUAGUGACGUGAACUGGUUGAACAACGGUGGACGCUCGUUAAUUACAUACACCGUCCAUUACAUGGAUCAGGCGAUAGAUAUCACUAGGCUCUUAUUGAACUGUGGAGCAACCGUAUGGCUUGAAGAUUGCAAUUCUGAAGCUAGACUGCACUACGUGAAACUACUAAAGGAAUACCGCACAAAAACGGAGACGACACUGCAAAGAUGUCUGACCGAUGACCCGAUCGAGAGUCCGCUGGACAGCAUAUUCACUUGGUUCCUACGUUCCGUCAUGAUCAGAAGGCGCAUGGACGACAGUUGCCUGCGUACAUUGUCACUACUCUCACAGUCGAUGGGCGAGGACCCGACCAGGAUGCACUCGCACGUCAUGCGCACCAUGUUCAGUCACGCUCAGUGUUACAAUAUAUUCGGACCGGUGUUCUUCCAGAUAAAAAAGGCCCUGGCACCCCAGUGGGUGCAACCGCACUCUCUGCAGCAGCUGUGCCGCAAGUCCAUACGGCGGUCGCUGUUCCGCGGCCGCCACGGUAACGCGCACCCCGACACGGUGGCCGAGCUGAACCUGCCCAAGCCCCUGGAGUCUUACGUCUCCUACCACGACUGAACCACUGCCCAUCAUCAUCUCUCCCGCGACCCGCACCCGACCCCCUUACCCAUCAUCGUCAACAGUCAUCAACGGAUAUACCCACACGUCUUCCACGCUGCAUAACAUAAAUACAAUAUUACCUCCCUCCCUCGCUUCCAAUCAUCACGAAAAUUUAAAUUAAAAGUAUAAUAAGUUUACGAAAUUGUAUUAUAAUGGAAUUGCAGUUUGGAUACAAUGAUUGAAAACAUUUAAAUAUAUUUUUUUUAAAGUUACAAAAUAUUCAAAUAAAAAUUCCAACUGGGAACUAAUUUGGAUACAACUCACCCAAAAUUCUUCCCUCCGUUCUCCCACGAAAUACCAAUUAUCACCGAUUCCUUCUACAACCUUAAUUAUGCAUGUGCGUGUAUCCUAUAUUAUAAAUAAUAAUGUUUAUAUAAUAUAUACUAAAUUAAUUGCCAAGACUCUCAAUUGGAAAUGUUCAUUAUACAGUUAAUAAAUAUUAUGUGAUCAGACGCCGCCGGUGUGUCUACAUAUUAUCAUGCCAGUUAAUUUCGUUUGGUCAAUAAUACCUAAGUCGAUAAGUCCGCGCGUGGCUCUUGUUGUUUAUAUUAUAGAAUACACCCAGCUUUUCGACAAAGUUAUAUCAUUAUCGACUUACUCUUUUUAACUUAUAUAUUAUAUAAAUUGUUUUAUAUUGCGUAACUCCACAACAAUAAUAAUCAUACAGCCGUUGCCUUGUCUUAUAUAAUUUUAUCGAGUGUGUGCAAGACAUUUUGUGUAUUACCUAAUAAAGCUAUAAGUAGUAAGGUAGUCAAUUAUUUUCUUCAGCCGAUGAAAAUCGAUAAAAUAUUGAUUGGUCACUAUAUAUAUAUUGUGAUAUAGAGCGGUAAAGUUCGAUAUUACUCGCGAUCGGGUUGCAAAAAACCGUUGUUCUUGCCUCUUUCCGACAACAUAAUAAAUAUAGGGAAAUAAUUUCAUACUAUUGA
Messenger RNA from Myzus persicae (green peach aphid), 2477 nucleotides. RefSeq lists its product as uncharacterized. The coding region runs from base 229 to 1509 and encodes 426 amino acids. The record is from RefSeq and is a predicted model, not a curated record. Gene Ontology annotation, biological process: intracellular signal transduction. NCBI's taxonomy places the organism in Eukaryota, Metazoa, Arthropoda, Insecta, Hemiptera, Aphididae. The transcript is spliced from 8 exons.